Molecule: messenger RNA, 1716 nt
Organism: Panicum hallii
Lineage: Eukaryota; Viridiplantae; Streptophyta; Magnoliopsida; Poales; Poaceae
Product: protein ANTHESIS POMOTING FACTOR 1
Exons: 13
Coding region: 477-1457 (326 amino acids)
Cellular component (GO): Set1C/COMPASS complex
Molecular function (GO): chromatin binding; protein binding
Source: RefSeq, a predicted model, not a curated record
UGCUCAGGACGCCCUGGUAGCCGAUUAAGGUUUGCUUCCCAAAGAUUUUUUUGGAGAUUGCCCACCAUGACGAGUCCGCCUAGGGUGAGCAUGGAGAUCACCGACGAGAUGCUCAAGAGCAUGGAGGUCGGCCUGGCCUUCCGGGACUACGGCUCCAAAUCAAAUAGCCCUCAGGAUUCCUAUGUUGGCGCAGUAAGCAGAAGCCAGCUGGUCCCUCCCCUUCUCUCUUCCCUUCGCUCCUCGCGCCGCCACAACGCUGCUCCUUCAGCCUAGCGGAGUAUGGAUCCAUCCAGCCCAAUCUGGAUUUGGUUCCUUCUGCUGGCAGCUCCUGAUUUGAACCCAACCAUCCUGGCCUCGAUUUGUUGAUUCCUUCUCUUGGAUCUUCUUUGGUGCUUAAGGCUGUAUCCUUGGUAGCCGAUUGAUUAAGGUGUGGGUCCAGAUUCUUUUCCAAAGAUUUUGAGCGAUUUUCCGCCGUGAUGGGUCCACGCAGGGUGAGCAUGGAGAUCACGAACGAGGUGUUCAAGAGCAUGAAGAUCGGGCUGGUCUUUCAAGGCUAUAAUGGCAGAAUUAGUUCUAUGGAUUUUCAUAGCAAGGCUACGAACUAUCUUGUGACAGCCAGUGAUGAUGAAUCAAUCCGCCUGUAUGACACUCAAAAUGCAGUAUGUUUGAAGACUAUUAAUAGCAAAAAAUAUGGGGUUGAACUUGUGUGCUUCACUGAUAACCCAACUCUUGUCUUAUAUUCAUCGAAAAAUGGCUGGGAUGAGUCUCUGCGUCUACUCUCACUCAAUGAUAACCGGUUUGUUAGAUAUUUUAAAGGCCACCUUGACAGGGUUGUCUCUAUCUCAUUUUGCUCUGAGAAAGAAAAUUUUCUCUCUGGUUCACUUGAUCGAACCGUUCUCUUAUGGGAUCAGCGGGCUGAAAAAUCACAGGGCUUACUGCGUGUGCAAGGGAGGCCUGCAGUUUCAUAUGAUGAUCAGGGCAUGGUAUUUGCAGUUGCCUAUGGUGGUCACAUAAGAAUGUUUGAUGCUCGAAAAUUUGAAAAGGGGCCUUUUGAGAUCUUCGCUGUUGGAAAUGAGGAUUCAGAAGCUCAUGUCAUAAAGUUCAGCAGUGAUGGCAGGCGGAUUCUGUUGACCACCAAAGCUGGGCGUGUUCAUGUGAUAGAUUCAUUCCAUGGCAACAGCAUUGCAUCAUACAAUGUGAAACCAGUGGUAACCAAUUCAAUGCUGGAGGCAUCGUUCAGUCCUGAUGGAAACCAUAUCAUAUCUGGCUCUGGUGAUGGCAGUGUUUAUGCCUGGAAUGUUAGGAGUGGAAAGGUUGCACGCUGGGGAAGCACAGAUAAUGAACCGCCACUAGUAAGGUGGGCUCCAGGAUCCUUGAUGUUUGUGACAGGAUCAUCAGAACUGUCCUGCUGGGUUCCGGAUCUGUCCAAGUUGGGAUCCUUUAGCGUUACCAAGUAGCUGGAAAUUAUAAGAGGUGGACUUCCCUUGCAAGCCCGCUUGUCUCUGUAGAUUCUUCCUUGCGGCCCAGUUGAUGUGGCUCAUUAGAGUAUCAGGAUAUUACCAAUUAGGAUAUUACCUAUUAUACCUAACCACCUUCUCAUCCUUGGUACUUAUCUGGUUUGUUAACCUGUUGUAAUUGAAUGGACUCUUAGGCCAUCAGCUGCGAAUGAGGAACUCUAGCGAAGCAUCUGUCUGAAUGACCUGAAUGACUUUGAUC